CUGUCGUACUUAGUUGUUCCCAACCGUGGGCAGCAACGAUCAUGGUCUACUGUGGAAAGCCAAGUAAAAGCUGCGGCGAAUGCCGGUCAAGGAAAAUCAGAUGUGACCAAGCUAGACCACACUGUUCCCAGUGUAUCCGUGCAAACCGUAGCUGUCCGGGGUAUAGAGACCAUCUGUCUCUGCUAUUUCGAGACCAGAGCCAAGAUGUUAUCCGAAAAGCCACUGCCGUAACUGGCACCGAAUCAAGGAAAGCCAAGAAGACCCGGGCACAGGGGGCCGCUCGCACAGGUUUCCCAAGUGGGAGUAGCGAAUCCUUGGGAAAUGGAACAGUCUCUCUGAUGGAUAGAAAUUUCAGCGGCAAUGAACGCCGACAGCAAGGCCUCUUUCAGAUUAUGAAGCAAGCGGCACAGUUACUGUCUCCGAGUAUGUUGCGGCCUAACCCAACAACGAACGAGGCUGUAUCCUUUUUUAUACAUAGUGGUUUAUUACGGCACUUCUCCUGGACUAAAGAAGAUGAGAUGAGGUUAGGGGCUCCACGAGGAUCGCCUAGUUACCAGGCUAUGAUGGCAAGCAUGGCUGCUGUCGGCAUGGCUAUGCUUUCGAAUGUUAGAAAGUCUUCCACUAUGAAAGUGACAGCAGCACGCGAGUUUGGUUCAGCUUUAACGCUCGUCAACACCGCUCUUUCAGAUAAGGUGCAAGCCAGAAGUCAUUUCACUCUUGCCGCGGUUCUCUUGCUCUCAAUAUUCGAAAUUGUUACAUCAAGGAGGCAGGAAGAGCUCGAUGCUUGGACCAAUCAUGCUUAUGGCGCAGCAGCGUUGCUUGAGUUGAGAGAAGCAGAGCAAUUUCAGGAUGAACUUGGGCUUAGGCUAUUUUACCAAACGAGAUUUCAAAUUAUCAUUUGCUGCCUGCAAACAGUUUCCUAUUUUCCGCCGUCGGUCACAAAACUCCUGAAAUCUGCAACGUUUUUGCCAUCCGGCACAUUUCCAUAUUCAGAGAAUAUAAUGGAUAUCAACACCAAACUUACAAACCUCCGUGCAGAUAUUAAGCGCGCGAAAAUUACGAGCGACGCCGAAAUCUUAUCAGCUGCUUACGAAAUUGAUGCCGAACUGACCAUGUGGCUGGCAUCGCUGCCUCCCAACUUCGCCUUCAUCACAGCCGGUGCAAAUUCCCGGCUAGAAAAGCACUGCUGCGGGGUAUUUGCAUACAAUAAUCGGUACCAUAUCUACCCGGAUCUCUGGAUAUGUUCUAUUUGGAACCAUUACCGCUGCGCCCGUAUUCUUGUCGGGGAGAUCAUCGCUAGCGAACUGAAGCGGUUUCGUAACAGGACGCCUGCCGUCAGUUUGUCGAAAGACUUCCAGAUCCAGGAACAAAGCAUCUACGAUAGGGUCCGGGAAUGCGCAACGGAUAUCUGCUAUAGCAUCCCGUACUACUUCGGUGCCGCUGACAUGGGAAAAGUAGAAGGGCCAUCAGGAGAUUCUUCUGCGCAUAGUAUCUCCGGAAGGUACGCAGGGAGUCUUAUAGUGCUCUGGUUCUUGACUAUGGCAGGGACGACGGACGAGGUCGGUUCUCCGCUCCGGAACUACACUAUCGACGUGCUGAGGAUUAUUGGGAAUGAAUUCGGCGUUGGUCAGGCGUUGAUGUUGGUAGGUGGCUUGGACAAUGGCUCUUUCUAUUUUGGUUAUGAACGUGACGACGGUGAUAGUGAGAUCUUCGGUCAAGAUUUUAAUGGGGGCAUCUUAACGAGUGGUAGCUGA
Messenger RNA from Monascus purpureus, 1754 nucleotides. Lineage: Eukaryota; Fungi; Ascomycota; Eurotiomycetes; Eurotiales; Aspergillaceae. The record is from the annotation of a GenBank genome assembly.